ACAAAUGCCCAUGCCAAAGCCAAAGCAAAUGACCAUGCCAAUGCCUGUUGCCAAUGGGGAUGGAAAGGUGGAGUGGAUUCCGAGUCGGAUGGUGAUGGUGGUGUACUGAGGAACAGAAAAACAAAAAGCCAACGACUGAUAAUUUCAAGCCCUUUCCCCACCGUUUCCAGCAAACGCCCAAGAGUAUGCGGUCUUGUACUCGACCACACGAUAUUAACAGCUCUCUUCCACACGCCGUCUGCCAUUACAGUAAUGCCAAGUGGAUUGCUUCCUUCAAGUAUUUGUCGAAGGAAGGAAAGCAAAAUCCAGAGCUCACAAGAGGGUCGAGCCGAGGACGAAGCGAGAUGAGUAAGGCUCGUAGAGAGAACAAAAGCAAGGUCGAGGCGACGCGAAGGGUCAGGGUAACAAUACAUCGUACAAGCUUUACGAAGGUGCGGAGGGAAAUAGCAGGACGAAUGAUGCCUUCAUAGGAAUAAAAGGAAGGCGAGUGCAAAUGCUCCCUC
Messenger RNA from Canariomyces notabilis, 503 nucleotides. RefSeq lists its product as uncharacterized. The transcript has a single exon. Bases 186 to 470 code for a protein of 94 amino acids. Lineage: Eukaryota; Fungi; Ascomycota; Sordariomycetes; Sordariales; Chaetomiaceae. The record is from RefSeq and is a predicted model, not a curated record.